CGCUCGCUCUCAUACCCAGCUGACAACGAAGAGGUUUAGAGAGAGAGAGCUGAGAGAAUGGCCGACAGCAGGAGAAGUGUAGUGUACGAUGCUGAAGGCGGCGACGAUCAUGAGAGGCAAGGGACGGCGUGGACGGCGACGUCGCACAUCGUGGCGGCGGUGGUGGGCUCCGGCGUGCUGGCGCUGGCGUGGACGGUGGCGCAGCUGGGGUGGGUGGUGGGUCCCCUCGUGCUGGUGGGCUUCUCUUGCGUGACCUACUACACGUCGGCGCUGCUCGCAGACUGCUACCGCUACCCGGACCCCGUCCACGGCGCCGUCAACCGCGAGUACAUCGACGCCGUCCGAUGCUACCUGGACCGGAAGAACGUGGUGCUGUGCGGGUGCGCCCAGUACGUGAACCUGUGGGGCACUCUCGUCGGCUACACCAUCACCGCCAGCGCAAGCAUGAUCGCGAUUAAGCGCGUCAACUGCUUCCACCGGGACGGCUACGGCGCCGCCGGCUGCAACCCGUCGGGGAGCACGUACAUGGUGGUGUUCGGGCUCUUCCAGCUCCUGCUGUCGCAGCUGCCCAGCCUCCACAACAUCGCCUGGCUGUCCGUGGUGGCCGUGGCCACCUCCCUGGGCUACUCCUUCAUCAGCCUGGGCCUGUGCUCCGCCAAGUGGGCCUCGCACGGCGGCCACGUGCGCGGCACGCUGGCGGGCGCCGCCGCCGUGGCCGGCCGGGCCGACGACGACAAGCAGGCGGCCUUCAACGUGCUCCUCGCGCUCGGCAACAUCGCCUUCUCCUACACCUUCGCCGACGUGCUCAUCGAGAUCCAGGACACGCUGCGCUCGCCGCCCGCCGAAAACCGCACCAUGAAGCGGGCCUCCGCCUACGGCCUCGCCAUCACCACCGUCUUCUACCUCGCGCUCGGCUGCACCGGCUACGCCGCCUUCGGCGACCACGCGCCGGGGAACAUCCUCACGGGCUUCGCCUUCUACGAGCCCUUCUGGCUCGUCGACGCCGCCAACGUCUGCGUCGUCCUGCACCUCGUCGGCGCCUACCAGGUCUUCGCGCAGCCCAUCUUCGCGAGGCUCGAGUCCUGCGUCGCCUGCCGCUGGCCCGACGCCAAGCUCAUCAACGCCACCUACUACGUGCGCGUGCCGCCAUGCCUCCUCCUCCUCCGCACGUCGUCGUCCUCGUCGCCGCCGCCCACCCUCGCCGUCGCGCCGCUCAAGCUCGUCCUGCGCACCAUCGUCAUCAUGUUCACAACGCUCGUCGCCAUGCUGGUGCCCUUCUUCAACGCCGUGCUGGGCCUCAUCGGCGCGCUCGGCUUCUGGCCGCUCUCCGUCUACUUCCCCGUCAGCAUGCACAUGGCAAGGCUCAACAUCCGACGCGGAGAGAUCCGCUGGUGGAUGCUGCAGGCCAUGAGCUUCGUCUGCCUCCUCAUCUCCGUCGCAGCCAGCAUCGGAUCCGUGCACGACAUCGUGCACAACCUCAAGGCCGCCGCGCCAUUCAACACUGCAAACUGAUUAAUAAACAUGCAUUUACUAGUAUAUAUACGGAUCGGAUCGGAGGAGUGAUGGGUUAAUUAGUUUCUUAAUUAGCUUUGGCUACUAUAUCUAUCAGUAUCAGAGUCAGAGGAGCAGAGGGCCGGCCACAUGCAUGGCCUUUUUGUGUUUCUUGAUUAUAUAUCUGGCAAAUUUGAUCUGUCGAGCAGAUUUUCAUGCAUGCAUGCAUGCUGCUAAUUCGGACGUACGUUGAACUAGUAAUAAUAUUAUUAUUUGUAAUGUAACCCCAGCAAUGCAAUGCAAUGCAAGAAGCAACAAUAAUAUUUGCCAAA
Messenger RNA from Zea mays, 1823 nucleotides. Its product is annotated as AAP6. The transcript is spliced from 4 exons. NCBI's taxonomy places the organism in Eukaryota, Viridiplantae, Streptophyta, Magnoliopsida, Poales, Poaceae. The record is from RefSeq and is marked validated. Bases 58 to 1512 code for a protein of 484 amino acids.